Musca vetustissima is the source of this 2314-nucleotide messenger RNA. RefSeq lists its product as uncharacterized. The record is from RefSeq and is a predicted model, not a curated record. The transcript is spliced from 3 exons. NCBI's taxonomy places the organism in Eukaryota, Metazoa, Arthropoda, Insecta, Diptera, Muscidae. The coding region runs from base 388 to 2112 and encodes 574 amino acids. Gene Ontology annotation, biological process: protein ubiquitination; ubiquitin-dependent protein catabolic process. Gene Ontology annotation, molecular function: ubiquitin protein ligase activity.
CUGACUUAACGCCCAACGGACAUAAAGCCCAAAAUUGAUUUUGGGCGUUAUGUCUGCCCAAACCCCGGACAUAACCCCCAAAAUCAAAUUGGGCGUUGUGUCCCCCCAUGCUGCGGACAUAAUGCCCAAAAAUAAUAGGACAUAACGCCAAACUUUUUUGGGCGUUAUGUCCGCAUACGAAAUGGACAUAACGCCCAAAAAAUAUUUUGGGUUUUUUUUUCAAAAUUUAAUGAUUUAAAUGUAAUAUUUUGGGAACUAGGUAUGUUGUAAUGCAGAACUGGUUUCAAAAUAACGGUAUAUUAGCUAUUAAGAAUAAGUUGUAAAAGAUCAGUGGUUGAUGCGUAAAAUAGCAAUCAUCAUUCAGUUGUUUCCAAACUAGUGAUAAGAAUGGGUGAAAUUGUUGAAUUCGAGUUUGUUGUAGGCGCUCGCCGCAAUUGUGAGUUAGUGUAUACGCCGACGAAAAAACAAUUGUACAAAUUUAAAACUCAAUACACAAAUAAAAAAGGAGAGUGCAUAAGGCGAUACAUUUGUUAUCAAAAUAAUUGCAAAGCAUUUCUUCAAGUUAUUAACAGAGAAGUAGCAAUUUCACCAAAAGAAAAUAAUGGACACUCUGACCAUGGCGACCAGGAAAGCCUAAUGAAACAAUUUAAAUUAAAAGCUGCAAUAAAAGAAGGUGUUUCCAAACCGAGCUUGGUAGCAAACAAAGUUCGAGUUGUUUUUAACGCUGAAUGCAGAAAUGCUAAGGAUAGUGCUGAUCAAAUUGUCUUUAACAAAAUGCAGAGGCACUUGAGGCGGAUAAAGAGCCAAGCUAUGCCGAAAUCUCCACAAACUCCUCAGGAAUUUAUAAACCUAUUUGCCAAAAGCGAACACAUGAAGCAAUACGGCAUGUGUGAGAGCGCGCCGGACGAACCAUUUUAUCAAACAACUAUCCUGGAAACAGACUUUAGCUACACCCUAUUCUGCUCCUUACCAAUGACCAAAUUAAUUUCUACUAUGGAUGAUGACUCUCGUCACUAUCUUGUCGAUGCGACAUUUGCAGUUGUGCCAUCAAGCGGUUACAAACAAUUACUUCUUAUAUACAUCGGGUAUGAGCGCCACGUAUUCCCUUUUGCAUACAUACUUAUGUCGAAGAAAACCCAGAAAUCCUACGAACACGUUCUGCGGUUCAUAGACGCAAAUGUGUUUCGCCUUAAACCAGCCUCUUUUACCACAGACUUUGAGAAGGCCCUACGAAGUGGAAUAUUAAAGGUAUAUCCUGAGGUGCAGCUAAAGGGAUGCUGGUUCCAUUACUGCCAAGCAUUAAGAAGAAAAUUAACCAACAUCUCAGAAUUGGCUAAAUUUGUAAAAACCACUGAUGCGGCAAGGCGAAUUUUUAAAAAGAUGCUUGUUUUACCACUGCUUCCUCCAGACGAUAUACCAACCGCAUUCAAUUUGUGCAAACAAGAAGCGUACGCAUCCAUGAACUGUUAUUACAAAUCAGAGAAUGUAUUUGAGAAAUUCUUCGACUAUUUUCAAAGACAAUGGAUAGAUUUAGAAAGUCCACUCAAAUUUUCUGUCCAUGGUGAAUGCGUACGAACUACGAGCGCUGUGGAAUCAUAUAACAGCUUUUUGUGUGCACAAAUUCCAAUGCAUGGCUCAUUCUGGGACUUUUUACAAAUAAUUAGACAGCAAGAGUUUCAGAAAUAUGUUGAUCUGAAACAGAUUUUAGAUGGCGUUUCGGAAAUUUCACAACCACCAAAAAAACGAAAUAGAGACCGCAAUGAGCAAGUGAAAAUUCUCACAGAGCAACUGGCAAAUAAACAGAUUACUCCCAAAAUGUUCCUCCAGAUGAUGACCAAUAAAAUAAAUAAUCUCGCCCCAGUAGUUUUGGACCGAACACCUAUUGAUGAAAGCGAAACUGAGGAUGAAAGUCAACCUAUCAUUCAGGAUGGGUUGUUAUGUGAAAUAUGUUUUAAAAACAAAAAAUGUAUGCUUCUGCUUCCAUGCAGGCAUGCAAAACUUUGUAAACCUUGUUUUGAAGGAAUACAAGAUAAACAUAAUAAUCAAGGUACUUUAAUAUUAUGUCCAUUCUGUAGACAAAUUGUGGGUCAAACACAAGAAAUUUAUAUUUGAUUUGAAUAAACUUCUAAUUUCUACAAUUGAACUGCAAAAAUGUUACUUUAAAUAAAAACGGACAUAACGCCCAGUGGGCAUUAUGUCCGCGGCAUUGGGGGACAUAAUGCCCAAUUUCAUUUUGGGGUUUAUGUCCGGGGUUUGGGCGGACAUAACGCCCAAAAUCAAUUUUUGGCUUUAUGUCCGUUGGGCGUUAAGUCAG